Messenger RNA from Brettanomyces nanus, 3948 nucleotides. RefSeq lists its product as uncharacterized. Gene Ontology annotation, biological process: transmembrane transport. The record is from RefSeq and is a predicted model, not a curated record. Lineage: Eukaryota; Fungi; Ascomycota; Pichiomycetes; Pichiales; Pichiaceae. The coding region runs from base 1 to 3948 and encodes 1315 amino acids. The transcript has 3 exons.
AUGACCAAUAUAAACGUUGGCACCAGUACUGACGAUGAUAAACUGGUUCAUGUGCCGUCUUCGUCUAUCCCGGCCAUUACGGGAGAGAUAAAGUAUGUAGAUCCGAUGUUUAAGAUGCCUUCAGUGUUGGCUCCCUACAAAGUGGCCAUUCUAUCAUACUCUGCAUCUCUCGUGAGUACUGCUGUAGGAUUUCCCCUCGAUUCUAUCAAGACUCGGAUGCAGACCCAUAAUUUCGCCAGUGCUUUGGAAUGCUUCAAACUUACGCUGAGACUUGAAGGUUUUGGGGGACUAUUCAGAGGAAUCGCUGCACCACUCAUUUCAACCUCUUUUUCUAGAUCGUUGGGAGUAUCGAUUUUUGCCCGGACGAAACCAAUUAUUUCCUCCGUUAUGGUCCCCGUAUGGGGUGUUGAACCUCUUAUCAAAGUCAACAACUCUUUGACAAACCCUCAACUUGCUAUUGUCAUUAACAAUAUCCCCAUUUCUUUACUCUCCGGUGGCAUAGCAGGUUCCGUGGUAAGCGCAUUUGCAUGUCCUUUCGAGCUCACCAAGAUUUUUCAGCAGAUCAUCAUGUUGGUGAAUUCUGACACUCAGACAAACCUUCGGUCCGAAAAACUACCGACUAGACUCUACGAGGUGACUAAAUCUAUAGUAGAUCACGAGGGAGCUCGCGGGUUGUAUUCCGGCUACAGAUACCACAUACUGAGAGAUUCUCUUUCUUCGAGUCUUUUCUACGGACUUUAUGAGACCGUUAAGAUGGGAUUCCAAUCGUUGAGUGGGACAGCCUUGGAAAAGGGUCUACUAAGUAACUCUCUUAAAGACAAAUUAGACAUUAUAUGCGUUCCAGUGGCGGGAGCCCUGGCAGGUUGCAUUUCUUGGAUCACUGUCUUUCCGAUAGAUACCGUCAAGUCUCAGUAUCAAAGAGACGUUGUGGGAAAUAUAGUACGUGCUCGAUCUGGACUCAAAAGGCUUCCCGUAGUGGCUAGACCACUUCGUUUUCCUACCAGGGAAAUGUAUAAAGGCUUGGGGCCGUCAAUUACCAGUCUGUUUGAGGCUUUAAUGAAGACGGCAUUUUUGGGUCCUGUACAAUCUGCUUUCGUUCGCUCUUAUAACUCUGGUAAUGUUUCUACUUUGAGGUUCACCAACUUCCUUACAAACGUCUCAUACCUGCCUGAAACUGGCACCAUGGACUUCCAGCUUCGUGCAUUCGCUUUGGAAGAGGUUGUGGAUGUUAAUUCCACUACAAACAUGUAUACUACUAUUCAUUUCAGGCUUAAAUACGUUGACGAUUUGAUUGUCGAUCAGUAUCUAAGGCUCUGUGACUACGCCUCGGUCAAUCAUAUGACCUCAUAUUACGUUCCCAAGGGAGUAUUUACAGGGAUCGAGAAUCUCUUCUCUUACGGUGGAACAAUGACUCAAACCGUUUCCACUUUGGUUAAAGUUAACGGUACUCAAACGUCUACUUCCCUUGUGGAAAUGACAACAGAAGGCCCUAGACUACUCAACUCUACUGAUGGAGAUGUCGAUAUUCUUCCGGUGGGCAUUCAAAAACGAUACUAUACUUCGGGGAAUACAUCCGCAAUUUUACGGUAUCAUUAUAUGGCUUCUGGAGAGUCUCCUAUAAUGAAAGUACAACAUCGUAAAGAUGAUCCUGAUGUCUAUACGGAUCCUGCUGUGGUUACCCUACCCCAAUCAUUUGAAACAGUUCAAGUGUCUGUCCCGACAACUGUUUACAGCGAGGCAUCAGAUUCUCCUUCAUAUUCCUCCUCUUCUUCUGCCUCUUCCUAUGCUACCGCUUCUUCUUGUCCCAUAUUCAAAAACAACGAAGUCAUUAUCAAUCUUUCCGCACAGGUGGGACAUCGGUCUGCCUUUGGUUCCUUUGAACUGGAGGUGGAGAUCAUUUCACCUGAUGCUGAACAUAGCGUCAUAGGAUACACAGGUUCAUCGAUUAGCACAGUUCAAAAUGCAAAGUUCUCUGCCUUCUUGUCCAUUUUCUUUGCGUCUCUUUUGGGUGUCAUCUUCCUAAGUAACCUUACCAACAUUUUCCUCUCGCCCUAUCAAGAUUCUCAAGAUGUCUACCUCAUGUCUGCAGCCAUGAUUUGCAAUGCUCCUUUGCUUAACCAGGUGACUCCAUUAUUUGUUGAUUUCAUACACUAUUUACAGUUCAUAUUCUUCAUGGCUGCACUUAAUCUAAACUAUCCAGGCUUUUUUAGUCCGCUAGUUGCAAGCUUCCGCUGGGUAGCACUUCUGGGCACAAAAAGUAUCAACGGAGAUUCUGUUGGCAACGUUUAUCAGACCAUAUACACCGGGGGUUUAAAGGCUUUACUUAAUGGAGCAGGUGACAAUUCCAUGAACUUCCAAUGGAUGUGGUUACUUAUCAACUUUAUAAUUUUCAUUUGCGGCUACAUUUUGGUUUAUAACGUGCUCUUUGCAGUUGUAUACCUUAUCCGCAGACUUCGUGGGUCCCCUGUGGGUGUUGGUUCCAAGAGGAGCUGUCUCUGUUACAACAUGGGCGUGAUUCUCUAUUCAUUUCUUAGUGUUGCUGCUAUUCCUCUUCUUACAGUCUCCCUAUACAUUAUGGCUACUUACAACAGCAAUCCGUAUGGUGGUCCCAAUAAUAAUGAUACAUUUGCUGUAUGGUGUGUGGUGACAGGAGCCUUGGUUCUAGUUAUGUUUGUUGGCUUGAUGGCAUUUUUUGGCAUUAAAUACGUAUUUUCUGAUGCUGGCAAGAAUAAACUCUACACCAAACUAACGACGAUUCUUAUAUGGAACUUGUUCUAUUCCAGUUUCAACGUUGCCAAGGUGGCAUUUGUCCUUGUUGACCAAUCCGAAUUUCUUAUCUUCAGCAUAGUAAUUGGAUGCGCUCAGUCGAAUGGAGUGGCACAGCUUUCUGUCAUUAUCGUUACCAAGUCGUUGUAUCUUGUUCUCCUCGUCAUCUACAAACCAUACUAUUCGAAAACGCGGAUGAACCGUAACAAGAUGGCUUGUUCAGCGGCCAGUAUCAUUGUAUCACUCCUCCAUGUUCCGUUUGUUUAUCAUCUUGAUGCAAGCGAUUCUAUACGUACCAGGUUUAUAUGGGCUAUCAGUAUCAUACACCUUCUCGUCAUAGUGACAUUGUUUUUGCUUCCUACGAUGCAGAACAUUUAUUUGUGUUUUAAGUGGUACUACAAAUACCGUAAGGGAGACAAGGGCACGGAUAUUCCAGAUUAUCGUGAUGAUGGUGACUUUAUAGAGCUUCCAUUCUCUUCGGAUAAUCGGUCUCUUACGUCAGACGGCACUUUCGCUGAUUUGCUGACAAUGCCACCACUCUCGCCCUCUGUUUCUGGCAUUCUUCAUGAUAGCUCUAGCGAGAUUAACACCAGUGACUCUACAGAAUCAGCAAGGAACUUUGAUAAGCCGUUACCCGCCUACACGCAGAGAAGCACUAAAGAUUGGAUGGCUCGAGAGGUGGAUAUGUACUACAAUGCACGCCGAAUUCUCGACCCGGAUCCUGAAGUUCGUCAACUCUGGGAGGAAAGGGGACGGAAAUUGGUCAAGGCUAACAAUGCUUUUGCUGAGAAGACAAGAACCAAUCGGAGGGAUGAGGAUGUUGGCGGAACCAAUAUCAAGUCUGGUUCUUGGAUGUGGUUGGAAAACAUCAAGAAAGUUCAUUUCAGUUACAGAAGGAGACCUCCCAGGUCGUUUGAGGUUAUGAGACCACAUCCUUUGAUAGUGAAUCGAGAUUUGGCUCGGAUCGAAACCCGUUACACACUCUCCACUUAUACUGCAACAUUUACUACAAACAGUGGGAUUGUUAAGGACGACAUUUCAGACGUCGAAGGAUCUCCUUUGUCGCCGGUCACAGCUACACAAGAUUCUGAUCAAUUGUCGAUACCAUCUGUAAUUGAUCCGGAGUCCAAGAGACUCGCGCUCAGAGUGGUCAAUACGGUGUCGGAUGAGGACGAAGUAUGA